Pan troglodytes (chimpanzee) is the source of this 4996-nucleotide messenger RNA. It is a transcript of the gene MMAA, whose product is annotated as metabolism of cobalamin associated A. The coding region runs from base 1873 to 3129 and encodes 418 amino acids. Gene Ontology annotation, molecular function: GTPase activity; GTP binding. The transcript has 8 exons. Lineage: Eukaryota; Metazoa; Chordata; Mammalia; Primates; Hominidae. The record is from RefSeq and is a predicted model, not a curated record. Gene Ontology annotation, cellular component: cytoplasm.
GGGGGCCUGAUAAGCCACUCUGACAAGGUGCUGUUCUUUAUGACUUGGAAGGAAUCAGCAAUUCUAGAAGGAACCAGCAAUUCUAGAAGGAACCAUUGACUUUGGUGCUUUAGUUCUAUUACUUCUUUACUAGAAGGACAGAGCCACAUAUUCAGGGAAUCUUUGUGUUUCUCAGGCUCAGGUUUGGGUUCCAUGGGCAUCCCAUUUUUAUCCUUUCCUUCUUUGUUCAGAAGCCACUUAUACAGAGCCUUCUCCUCACAAUUCUCAUCAUACACGCACUCUGCAAAGCUUAUGCAGGGCUCAUUGGCUCUGCACACCUCCUCUACCUUACAUGGGUCCUGAUGGUUCUGGACAAGCCAAUCCUCUGUAACCAUGCUGGGGGUGUACAAUGGUUUCUUGGCCCCCAAGUGGUCAUGCAGGCACUUAGAUUGCCCACGUUUUCCAACUCCAUACCUUUGGGCUGGUUUCCCUGACAGUUGGUACAGGAGUCAGUCUUGACAAGCCAAUCAUUCAUAUUAUAGGACUGGAACAAGAGCUCAAACUUCUCACCGGUUUCAUGACUGCCAUUCUCGGGCUUCCCCAGCUUAUGGGAUUCCUGGAGAGUCACUAGCUAAUCUGAUAGGUUCAUCUCAUCUCGAUCAGGAAGCUCUAGAUCUUUACCUUUUCCAUUUCAAUGGAGAAAGAACUAGUAGUGGAAUGGCUGUUACACUUUUGAUAACUUGGUUUUUCAGGAACUUCCUGUCGCUGACUCUUGAGGAGCAAGUUUUCUAAGCCCUUUAGGUUUCCCCAGACAUUACUAAAGAAAUUGCAGGCUCUGGAAGAAGCCUGUCUAUUCUUCAAGGUCUGCUUUUUGGUGAGCCAGUCCUGGGGGUUGGUGCUGGGUAUGUAAGGAGCCUAAUGACCACCGGCAGGUUUGCUUCCAAGGAGCCAUUUGCUGAGAGGGAUAGCUGCAAUACUGGAUGCUGACUUCUGCUCUGGCAUAGGGAUAUAGCCUCUUCUCCAGGAAGGGCCCAAUAUUUGAUGAACUAGCAUAAGCCAUCAAGUGCUCAGGAAUUUGAAUUGUUUUGAGAGACCUAAAUAUGGUGAUGGUCUGGCACAGAGCAGUUGUGUCAGCUUCAAAGAGUAGGACAUUUGAAUCUUCAUACUUAAGGGUCAAACUGCCCAGUCUCUCUAGGCACACAGAGACUUGAUUGGCUAGAUCUUUGUUUUGGGUACACUCCAGUUGAUGAAUAAGACAAUUGAACUGGCCUGAUAACCAGUAGAGCUGCUGAGCCUGCUGUUGAAUUGUCUCCUCUUUAAGCUGAUAGAUGAGGUCCACCUGUCCAUUUAGUCACACCUCAUGGCUUCUAAGACGUUCCAGAUGACGGGUUAUGCAACUGUGAAUCUGAGCUUUGACCUCUCGCAAGUUAUCUUUAAUUUGCUGUUCAGCCUGGAGAACUCCACCAAUAGCAAGCUCCAAGUCCCUCCGUGCAUCACUACCCCUCAAAAGGGGUUCUCUAUUACUGGAGCUGCCACUCUGGUCUUGGAAGGUAUUCAUUCUGCUCACAGCUCCAGGUCCCAGUGCCUCUCUGGGGCAGUCCGAGGGGACCUUGGGUGGACUGAGACACGGCCCCACACAAACCUAGGGCCCAAAGCUGAUUCGAUUAUUGAUCUAGUUCUUUGAUUUCUUCCCAUGAGAAAGCAGGAAAAGAUGCUGAGUUACAUGAGCAGAAUGUUAAGAAGCUAAAAUUAAUUUCAUGUUCAUCGGCCUUGAAGUACCAUUUACAGGUAUACCUUGGAGCAAUAAUUUAUUCCACCAUGCCACAAGGGAGGUCACAAUCACAUUGAGCCAAAACGCAUCCAGUGUUUUCUUCAGUUACAAAUAAAACGAAUAUGCCCAUGCUGCUACCACAUCCUCACCAGCAUUUCCUAAAAGGCCUUUUAAGAGCACCUUUCCGAUGUUACCACUUCAUCUUUCACUCAAGUACUCAUCUCGGAUCAGGAAUCCCAUGUGCUCAGCCGUUUAAUUCUCUUGGACUCCAUUGUACAAAGUGGAUGCUGCUGUCAGAUGGUUUAAAGAGAAAAUUAUGUGUACAAACAACCUUAAAGGACCACACAGAAGGACUUUCUGAUAAAGAGCAAAGAUUUGUGGAUAAACUUUAUACUGGUUUAAUCCAAGGGCAAAGGGCCUGUUUAGCAGAGGCCAUAACUCUUGUAGAAUCAACUCACAGCAGGAAAAAGGAGUUAGCCCAGGUGCUUCUUCAGAAAGUAUUACUUUACCACAGAGAACAAGAACAAUCAAAUAAAGGAAAACCACUAGCAUUUCGAGUAGGAUUGUCUGGGCCCCCUGGUGCUGGAAAAUCAACAUUUAUAGAAUAUUUUGGAAAAAUGCUUACUGAGAGAGGGCACAAAUUAUCUGUGCUAGCUGUGGACCCUUCUUCUUGUACUAGUGGUGGAUCACUCUUAGGUGAUAAAACCCGAAUGACUGAGUUAUCAAGAGAUAUGAAUGCAUACAUCAGGCCAUCUCCUACUAGAGGAACUUUAGGAGGCGUGACAAGGACCACAAAUGAAGCUAUUCUGUUGUGUGAAGGAGCGGGAUAUGACAUAAUUCUUAUUGAAACCGUUGGUGUGGGUCAGUCGGAGUUUGCUGUUGCUGACAUGGUUGACAUGUUUGUUUUACUACUGCCACCAGCAGGAGGAGAUGAGCUGCAGGGUAUCAAAAGGGGUAUAAUCGAGAUGGCAGAUCUGGUAGCUGUAACUAAAUCUGAUGGAGACUUGAUUGUGCCAGCUCGAAGGAUACAAGCGGAGUAUGUGAGUGCACUGAAAUUACUCCGCAAACGUUCACAAGUCUGGAAACCAAAGGUAAUUCGUAUUUCUGCCCGAAGUGGAGAGGGGAUCUCUGAAAUGUGGGAUAAAAUGAAAGAUUUCCAGGACCUAAUGCUUGCCAGUGGGGAGCUGACUGCCAAACGACGGAAGCAACAGAAAGUUUGGAUGUGGAAUCUCAUUCAGGAAAGUGUGUUAGAGCAUUUCAGGACCCACCCCACAGUCCGGGAACAGAUUCCACUUCUGGAACAAAAGGUUCUCAGUGGGGCCCUGUCCCCAGGACUAGCAGCAGACUUCUUGUUAAAAGCUUUUAAAAGCGGACAGUAAUAAAAUUCAUCCUGUAUAAUAAUUUUACAUAUCAUUUCAUAAAGUAUUUUAAUAGAAAAAUCACUUGUAUGCUUAUAUUUUCAGUAAUUAUUGUAUGGUGCUCUUGUCUUCUUUGUUUGUGACCCAUGCUUGAAAACUUGAAGGAAGUUAGAUAUGAAUGGCAAAAGUUAGGCAGUAUUUAUAAGGUACCUGUUGUAUGUUACUGAUAUCUGUUUCCUUCUCUUCUUAUACCCUGGCAUGGUGGCCUGUAGGGUAGUUUCUUCUUAAUAGUCAAGAACAGAGAAAGCUGAGGAGAGCAGAAAAUAUCUUGCACUUUAAAAUGCUUAUUUUGAUUCCAUAUUAUCUGAAUUUCCAGCGAGGAUGUAAACAAGAGUGACCAUAUUUUUGGAGUCCUUCUUGAAGCCAGAACAACACACAGUGGGUUGCUAAGAGCCGACAAUCAUAAUUGACAUUUAGUGUACCAGAUUAUUCUAAGAAUUUCUGAAAUUACCAUGUACAUGAGUAAUGAAACAACUGGAAUAAUGUGAUGAUGUGAACACAAUUUUAAAGUCUGCUUGUCUGGAUUUGCAGGUACCCUUCCCCCACCCCCCAAAAUGAUAGGUAAGAGAGCAAAAGGGAACUGGGAAAAAUCAGCUACAAAUAAAAUGGGUGACUAAUCCCCAGUUCUUGGACCCAUUAUAUUUGUAGCUGAUUGGAGUAAACCCCUAAAAGACAAAGUGAGGUCAGAAUGAUUCAAGGAUUAUUCAGUUUGAAGACUACCAAAGGCUUUUGCUUCUCUUCUUCCUUGGCCAUUUCACUUCAUUUUAGUAUUUUAAAAAUCUUUUUUCUUGAUGGUGAACAAGUUUUGUCCUAUGCUAUGGAGGAAGCAUAGCACAGUGAUUAAGAGCUUGGGCUCUGUAGUUGGACUAUGUGGGUUUAAACUUUAAACCCAGAUCAAUUGUAUAUUAGCUGCAUGAGCUAAUCUCUUUAAGCUUCCAUUUCCUCCCUGGUAAAAUGAAAUUGGCAAAUAACUUUCUAAGGUUAGUGAAGAUUAAAUGAAAUAACUAGGAGAAUUAUUUAACUGUCAUGAUGGUGUAUAGGAAAUACUCGAAGGCUGCUUACUGUCCUUAUUACAUUAAAGUUAUGGGUAUCUUGAAACUACAAACCUGAUGUAUAAUUUCAGUUUUCUCUCAUGGUCUUGUUACUACCAUCAUACUCUUGAUAUUUUAGGAUACUUUAGGAUUACCUUUGAAGAACCCUUUCUAGUUAAUUCUUUGAAUAUAUUUUAUACUUAUUUGAUGGUAGUUGUAACUGUGUACAUUUGAAUAAAAUUUCUAACCAUAAAAUGUCUCCAUUGCACAAAAAGCCUUUAUAGAAGUUUCUAACAUAUUCUAUUCUGAACCCUGUAGAAUAUUUUAUGUAGUAUAGCAGCUUGCAUUGUUACUUACUGUACUGGAAUCAAACCUCUUGAGCAUUAUUUUAACAAACAUCCCUUUACAUUUUUUGGAAAGAUUUUUAGUACUCCAUUGGCAUAGCUAUUUCAUACAAGGAUUAGGAGAAACUUUGAAAGGUUAUCCACUUGACUUUUCUGAUUUUAGAAAGGACUACCAUUAAACCACCCUAUCAGACAAAAAAAACUGGUUUUUAGAAACCUGAGAGAAGGAAUUUUAUAAUUUCCCUGAGUAAGCUGUUACAGGGAAUAACAAAUCUCCUGCCACAUGUGGCACAGUGUAAGUAAUGCUGGAGCACACAUACUGCAUUGUAAAGAAGGUAAGGAAAGGUGGGGGGACUUUUGUUGGCUUUAAUUUUAAGGCUAAAAGCAUUUCUUCUCAGUUUGAACUACUUUUAAAUGUUAUAAAUGUCAUCAUAAAAAUCAUUAGAAAACUCA